CCGCACACGCUCAGUCGUUCAUGGCUAUCGGCUACGCACCUGUAACUAAACUUUGUGCAAAUAAAGCAAUAGUGGUGUUUUGUGUUAUAGGAAACCAGUGGACUUUGCAUGUGUAAAACCAUCGGAAUAUCGUGAGUUUUAACGAAAAUAGCAAACUAAAAUAACCCAGUUCCGGAUUGUUAGCAUGACUAACUCGCGUUUGUUUUGCUAGCCAGCUAGCUAAACGACACUGUGCAACGCUGUUUAUAAUGGCCUGUUAUUUAACUUAAGUCCAGUAAACCGUGUUUCUCUGCGUUUUUUAUUUAAAUUUAAAAUUUCGCGACUUUGCCCAAAGAUCUGUUAAAUUGCUGAGUCUAGCGAUUAAAAAAAGCAUGAUACCUCUACCGCAAGAUACAUACCACAUUUGCUAAUCGUUGCUAACAACUAAAUCGUGCCUUUGAUUCGUUCAGUAAUGUGACAGCAGUCCUGUAGAACAGAGAAUGGACAGAGACCUGUUGAGGCAGUGUCUCACGUAUCAUGGGGCAUCGCUGUUCAAUAAACUGAAAUGUGAACAAACAGAAAACCCAGACUUCCAGGCUGUGGUGUCUGACUUGUGCAAAGCAUCGAGUGAAGGCAGGGGUGAAGAGCAGGGCAGCCCCCUUGUGGAGCAAUUUAUUGCCAGGAAGGCUGACAUCCUGUUUUGUCCAGCAUGGAAGACCGCCACUCAUCAAGGAGAGGACCAUGAGGAGGAGGAUGAGGAGGCUGCAGAGCCCUAUGCCGUCAUGCCGCCAGUGGAGUUGUUCAUGGAGUUGUCGUAUGAGGAGAGAAGAUCCAUGCUGUACAGGGACUUGGAGAGGGGAGACAUUGUAGUGGGGAGGAUCAACAACAUAAGAGAAUAUGGCUUCUUUCUCACUCUGCUGUGCAUGGCAGGAGGGCUGAAGAGGGACAUAGAAGACCUCGAGUUGUCGGCUCUGUGUCACAUCAGAGAAAUCCCCUCCACUGGUAACCACGAUGAUCCUCUGUCCUACUACCAGAUUGGGGACUUCAUCAGAGCCGGAGUGAAAGACAUUGACCGCUACCAGGAGAAAAUCACAGUGUCCCUGCACCAGGCCUCCCUUUCUCCCAGCUUGCAGCACAUCAAACUGGGAGUCAUUACCCGGGAGGAGCUGCCCGUACACUACAGUCGUAGCGUUCGUGUAGCUAGUGACUCCAGCGAGACGUAUGAGUGUAUACUGAGGAGCUGCCAUGGCUACCACAACCCCUCUGUAGUAGACUACCUGCUGGAGAAGGUGCAGAUUAGCGACACCCACCCACCAUCAAUGAUGAGAGGACUCCAGAGUAAACUUUUUCUAGAGGAGGAUUUUGCCUCUGCAAUCAGGAAGAAACAGUCUGCAUCCUGGGCCUUGAAGUGUGUGCGUGCAGGCGUAGACCACUUCAAACACGGGCGUCAUGUGGAAGCCAUGAAUGAAUACAACAAAGCCUUGGAGAUUGACAGUAAUAAUGUAGAAGCACUGGUGGCACGGGGAGCUCUAUAUGCUAACAAAGGCAGCAUCGUGAAGGCUAUAACAGACUUUGAACUGGCUCUGGAGAGCUGUCCAGAUCACCGCAACGCCAGGAAGUACCUCUGUCAGACACUGGUGGAGAGAGGAAAACAACUUGAAGAACAGGAGAAACUAGUAACAGCGGAGGGACUGUACAGGAGAGCUUUGUCUCUGGAUGACUCAAACCCUGAGGCACAAGAUGCCCUGCACAAGAUCACAGACACUAUACAGAAAUCAAUUCGCCUGCGAGAAGAAGCGCUGGCUAAAGAGCAGGUGAAAGCUACGAGCAGCCAGACCAGCGCUGACAAAUUGCGUAAGAUCUUAAAAGAGGAGAAGAGGAUGAAGAAAAAACGGAAGAGAUCGGCCUCUUCCUCGUCAUCCUCAUCCUCUUCUUCUAGAAACUCUUCUGCUUCUUCAUCGUCCUCCUCUCGUAGGAGGUCCAAAAAGAAGAAAAAGAAGCGCAGGAAGUCUGAGCGUGGAAGUAAACGCCAUCGCAGGAUCUCCUCAAGGGACAGCAGGAAGAGUGAGGAGGGUAAGAGGGAGAAAGACCGGAAGGAGAACGAUGAGGACGAGGUGGAGUGGUAUCCCGCACCUCCCAACACCUCUGCCACCUUUCUCAACCAGAAGGGAGGCCCAGUUUUUGGAAAGGGGGGUGAGGAUGAGGUAGAGGAGAAGGAUGCUGAAGAAAGAAGGAUCUGUCAGCUUUAUUCUUUGUCUGCAGCCUCAGAGAACGAUGAGUCUGACUCCUCACGUAGUGAAAGAAAGAGAAGAGACAGAGACGAGAGCAGGGCAAGGAGAAGGAAAAACAGUCUGAGCAGAAGCCCGGAAAGAGAGGAGACGAGGAGCAGGAGUCGAGAAAGGAGGGAAAAGAACAGGGAAAGAGGGCAGGAAGAUAACAGGAGAAGCAGUGACUCUAAGGGGAGGAGGAGUAGCUUAGACGAGAACAGAAAGCGAAAAGUAUCCUGCUCGUCCGUUGACUCCGAGUAUUCACGGAAGUCUAGUUUCCGAUCCGAAUAUUCAGGAAACUCUUCUUCUGCUUCCAAACACCCGGAGAACAGGGUGAGACACGACUCAUCAAAGAGGAACUCCUUCAGCGGUGGUAGGUAUGAGAACAGAGGGAGGGAGGACAUUUGCGAGGUAGAAGACGUGAGAAGAGAGAAGGAAAGUAGAAAGGGGAGAGUGGAGGAAGACAACAGCAGGUCAGAUGGAGGACUCCGUAAAAGAUCAGGAAGUGCUGCGAAUCAUAACGAACCGAGUGGUGUGACCUCAGUGCCAGGGGAAAGGCCUAAAAAAGACCUUCCUUCUAACCUGCUAGAUAUUUUCAAUCAGAUUGCCCAGUUUGAGAAGGAGAAAGGAGUCGGGCCAAAAAAAUAACUCCAAAACAAAAGCCCAGAAAAUACCAAAUACAAGUGUCAUGGAAAAGAGGCUUUGAAAUAGACGUUUGUGCCAUUGAUUCCUUUUCUGGACUGUGCAUCGAGAUUAUACACCUGAGAAACAGCCAAAUGUGUUACCGGACGAAAGUUGUUGUAAGUUACCCUAAGUGUUGAAGAAAACGAGUCAUUUUACUUUGAAAUGUCUAAUUCUUUAUGGUAGGUUUUAAGGCCUGUAGUCAGCUGGAAUGCUUGCUGGGUAAUAGCUGGUCGAAAUGUAAUAACACAUUCAUCUGAAAGGACUGAAACUGUAAAACUCCUGUAAAACAUCAGAUUACUGUGGUUACUGUUGGUGAUAAGUGUAAUUAAUUUCUUCAUCUUAUAUCUUAUUAAAAAAACAACUAUGAAAUAAUAUUUGAAUAUGAAAUUAUCAAUGACUAUAGAUGUUACAUCUUCAGUCAAUAUUAUUACAUUAGCUCUGGAAAUUUCCCACUUUAAAUUGUACAUUUUGACAAGUUAUUACAUUAUUUGACAGUUUAGUGUCACAUGCUACAGGCUUUGAUAUGUUUUUUGUUCAUCUUACAGUGAGACGUUUUCUGUUAAGAGGACGCUGCCUUAUGUUUACUGCCUUGUCCCAGUUUGUGCAUUCUUUCUGUGGCUUGUUAAAUCUCUUCCCUGACAACCUGACUGUUAGCUCCAUGGUACUUUUUCCAGCUUUAUACGACACAGAUGUUUCAGUCGUAUUCCAGCAAAUUUUCUCUUGUCACAAAAUGAACUCAGCUAAACCAAUAAAGCAUUUAAAAUGU
Molecule: messenger RNA, 3696 nt
Organism: Toxotes jaculatrix (banded archerfish)
Lineage: Eukaryota; Metazoa; Chordata; Actinopteri; Toxotidae
Gene: ttc14
Product: tetratricopeptide repeat domain 14
Exons: 12
Coding region: 480-2894 (804 amino acids)
Molecular function (GO): nucleic acid binding; protein binding
Source: RefSeq, a predicted model, not a curated record